UCUUACCUCUUAACAGCUUUAACAAGCUCGUUUAUUCGUCUUCUUCAGCUUUUCAUCUCUCUCUCUCUCUCUCUCUCUCUCUGCGAGUCCCCUAAUAAGGACUUAAAAGCAAGGAACGGAACAGCUCAGUAUUCGGCACUGAUCUCUUUGGCUUAAUAGAUAAAAGAGUUUUCUUGGCCAUGGCACUUGCUCGUGGAGGUGGUUUUAUGUUCUGUGACUUGUGUGGAACAAUGCUCUCUUUGACCACUACCAACCACGCUGAAUGUCCUUUGUGCAAAUUUAAGAAAAGCGCAAGUGAGGUUUCCGGAAGAGAAAUAUGCUAUAAAGUUACUGCUGAGCACUUGAGUGGUUGUCAAUCUCCGACUAUCUUAAAGGAUAUGAGAAGGGAUUUGGGUAUCUCAAGUUUUGAGGGAAAGAUAGAGGUGAAAGACAUGGAGAUAAAUAAGAAAUGUGAAAAGUGCAGCAACACAAAGCUUAAAUUUUCUACCAGACAAAUGAGAUCAGCAGAUGAAGGGCAGACUACCUUCUAUCACUGUCCUAAAUGUCUACACACGUUUAGUGAGAAUUGAGUAUCUAUGCCUGGGAGCUUACAAGAGCUACCUAAGACACAGGUUAGUGUUGGAUGGUUUAAGAGUGUCACUCUCUCAAAGUUUAUUAGAUUGUGUAAUUGACACCAGACCAUGAUUUGGCUAAAUGAAAUUAUCUCAUUUUCCUUGAUUA
Messenger RNA from Ricinus communis (castor bean), 720 nucleotides. Its product is annotated as DNA-directed RNA polymerase I subunit RPA12. The record is from RefSeq and is a predicted model, not a curated record. Bases 180 to 569 code for a protein of 129 amino acids. The transcript is spliced from 7 exons. Lineage: Eukaryota; Viridiplantae; Streptophyta; Magnoliopsida; Malpighiales; Euphorbiaceae. Gene Ontology annotation, molecular function: DNA-directed RNA polymerase activity; zinc ion binding; nucleic acid binding. Gene Ontology annotation, biological process: termination of RNA polymerase I transcription; DNA-templated transcription. Gene Ontology annotation, cellular component: RNA polymerase I complex.